Messenger RNA from Lagopus muta (rock ptarmigan), 2782 nucleotides. It is a transcript of the gene RUNDC1, whose product is annotated as RUN domain containing 1. The transcript is spliced from 5 exons. NCBI's taxonomy places the organism in Eukaryota, Metazoa, Chordata, Aves, Galliformes, Phasianidae. The record is from RefSeq and is a predicted model, not a curated record. Bases 12 to 1676 code for a protein of 554 amino acids.
UGGCGGCCAUAAUGGAACCGGAAAGCAGCCUGCUGGGCCCAGGGGAGCGUUGGGCGCCGGUGGGCGCUGUGACGGUAGAGCAGCAGGAAGAAGAAGAAGAAGAAGAAGAAGAAGAAGAGACGGCGGCGGGGUCGCCGCGGUCGGUGCCGCGGUUGCGGGCUGAGCGGCGCCGCCUGCACGGGGCGCUGCUGGCGCUGGCCUCGCACUUCGCGCAGGUGCAGUUCCGGCUGCGGCAGGUGGCCAGGGCCGGCCCGGCUGAGCAGCAGCGCCUGCUCCGCGACCUUGAGGACUUCGCCUUCCGUGGCUGCCCCGCGCCGCUGGCCCACGGGCUCGGGGAUGGCCCAAGUGAGCAAGAGAAGCAGGAGCGAAUUGAGGUCCAGAAGGAAAAGCAAAGAGAGCUGAUCUUGCAGCUUAAGACACAGCUGGAUGACCUAGAAACAUUUGCAUACCAGGAGGGCAGCUAUGACUCUCUUCCACAGUCUGUGGUUAUGGAAAGGCAACGGAUGAUUAUAGAUGAAUUGAUCAAGAAGCUGGACAUGAACUUGAGUGAAGAUAUUGCAACACUCUCUCCAGAAGAAUUGCGGCAGCGUGUGGAUACUGCCAUAGCACAGAUUGUUAAUCCAGCUCGGGUGAAGGAACAGUUGGUGGAACAACUAAAGACACAAAUAAGGGACCUUGAAAUGUUUAUCAACUUCAUUCAAGAUGAAGUUGGAGGUUCUGGUAAGGCGGAAGAUGGACACUGUGAGUGUGCAGGCAGAAAAGAUGGUGGUGGUUCCUACAAACCAAAUAUCUGGUCUUCUGGAAACAGAGUGAACCCAGAAGAUGCCAAAAAGUUGAGAGAAACAGGCCUGCACCUCAUGCGUCGCAUGCUUGCUGUGCUACAGAUAUUUGCUGUUAGUCAGUUUGGUUGUGCCACUGGUCAAAUUCCUCGCAGCCUCUGGCAGAAGGACCAAGCCAACAAGGACUAUUCUCCCUUAAUUAAGAAACUGGAGCUGUCGGUAGAUCGGGUGAGGCAGCUAGCUUUGAAACACCAGCAGGGUGACCACGUUAUCAGUUCUUCCGAUCUGCAGGAUGUUUCAUUAGGAGGGAGAGAUGAACUGACUCUGGCUGUGCGGAAGGAGCUGACCAUUGCUUUGCGAGAUCUGAUGGCUCAUGGGCUCUGUGCCUCUUCUCAAGGGAUGAGCCUGGUGUUGGCACCCAUUGCAUGCUUAAUUCCUGCAUUCACCUCCUCACCACAGACCAUGCACCCCUGGGAUCUCUUUGUGGAGUAUUACAAAACUAAAAAUGGACAGGCCUUUGUGGAGUCUCCAGCUCGCAAGCUCUCCCAGUCCUUUGCCUUGCCUGUGACAGGAGGAGUCACCAUCACACCCAAACAGAGCCUGCUGACAGCAGUUCAUACAGUUCUCACUGAGCAUAACCCCUUCAAGCGCAGUGCAGACUCUGAACUGAAAGCUCUAGUGUGUAUGGCGCUAAACGAGCAGCGCUUGGUCUCCUGGGUAAACCUGAUCUGCAAAUCUGGAGCUUUGGUGCAAUCUCACUACCACCCGUGGAGCUACAUGGUAAACACAGGCUUUGAGAGUGCACUUAAUAUCCUCAGUCGUCUGAGCAACUUGAAGUUCAACCUCCCGGUUGACCUGGCUGUCCGGCAGCUGAAGAACAUCAAAGAUGCUUUCUGAUGUAUUUUUAUUUUAGAUCAUCCACUUUUCACAAGUGAGCAGCUGUUGAUCUCCAGAAGCCUAGCUUUUUUUUUUUUUUUUUUUUUUUUUUUUUUCCUUCUUCUUCCUUAAGACUGAAUUCUGCUCUUUGAAAUCGAUACUUGCUUUUAGGAAAAUCUUGAUGCUGGUGGCUGGGUGCGGUAUGGCACUUUAUCCUGCCCUUCUUAUGCAGUUCUGAAUGGCAAAAUUGGUGAGCAGAUUAAUGCCGUGCUGGAUGGGUGCAGGAGGGUCCUGACCACGGAGCCUGUCCACGGGAGCACAGUGCAUCUGAGCUGUUGUGCUGCAUCUGCACACUUAUUUCAAAAUCUGUGGUCUAAAUGGUGCCAGUAUGAGAUACCUCUCAGGAGAAGUGAGGCAGUCUGAUAUCUGCUUGGGAGUGGGAGUUUGGUUGCUUAUGUUUGAUGUGGCUGCGCAGGGGUGAGGGAUUUGUUUUUCCCAGUGUGAAUGUAAGAGAACUGGGGGCAAAUCCUGCUGAGGAACUGGGUAUGCACUGAACCAGUAAUAUUCAGGCUGCUGGAUGAGGGAGCUGACAUUCAAAUUACUUUGCAAGCAUCCCAGAAGAUCCUUUUCUGAAACUUCUGUGCAGAGAUCAGAGCACCAGGGCUGUGGUAUUCCACAGUGGAUGUAUUAAACUGCUCUAAUUAGUGUCUGUGUGGGGAAAAUCCAUUUCCAGUGACUGUGUUUUAAUUUGCGUUGGUUAUUAGCCCUUGUGAUGCAGGUGCAGUGGCUCACUUGGCUUUGUAAUAUUUAUAAUAUCAUUGUAACGUAUCUGCAGUUCCUGAUGGCGUUAGGAUUUUUGUGUCUGCUGUAACAGCACCUCCCCUGCUGGGCGUGGACUGCGCUGCUGCAAGGGAUCCUGAAAUGAAAUUGCGGGAAGAGCGCUGCCUUACAAUGCAGCGUUAGUCGACACUGCACUGACGGCCCGGGCAGAACCGUCUGCCGUGUGGAGGCAUCGAAGGCGCUGCGCCGGGCUGCUGCCGGGGACGAUGCGGGGGGAGCGGCCGCGGGACGGCGGGCAGCUGCCCGGCAACUGCGGGAUCGCUGCGCGCGUGCGGAUGGGGCGGAAG